AUGGCCAUAAAAGGACAAGGAAGGGAACUUAAUGGACUGCCAGAAUGCAAGGAAUGCCUGGUGUUCCUUGGGAACCCCCUUCCUUCCGCCUUCCCUCCCCCUCAACUACUCUCUCUCUCCCUCUCUCUCUCUAAAGUUGCUGAGAAACUGACAACAAACAAAGAUGUCGAUUCAGAUGAAAAAGAGAUUCUCAUAGAGGAGAUCAGAGCCAAGACAGACAGAGCCGUAGAGCUUGAGAACUGGUUGAAGAGUUUGAAUGGACGGAUAAAGUUACUGGAGGAGAUUUUGGAGUCAGCAGAGGACAGGAACGAUGAGCAAGAGUCGGAAGUCGGUUCUUCUCUGGAGAAGGAGCUAACAGAAGCCACAAACUCACUGAAGGAAAGGGUUGUCAGUGAUGAAAGGAGGACGUAGAUGCCGCUGUGAACAGAGGUGUGUGAGGGGGCCAAGAAGGCAGCGGUAGAAUCGACUACUGUCUGCGCUGAGCGCCUGUAGCGUCGCCAAACCUUCCGAGUGAGAAAGAUUAGUCUGUGAAACGUGUGUGAGUUUUGCUACACUCAAUGAUUUGUUAAAAACUAUAUUCACACGGUCAAUGGUGUUUUAGAGUCUCUGUUAGAGUAC
Molecule: messenger RNA, 618 nt
Organism: Geodia barretti
Lineage: Eukaryota; Metazoa; Porifera; Demospongiae; Tetractinellida; Geodiidae
Source: the annotation of a GenBank genome assembly